Molecule: messenger RNA, 2562 nt
Organism: Cavia porcellus (domestic guinea pig)
Lineage: Eukaryota; Metazoa; Chordata; Mammalia; Rodentia; Caviidae
Gene: Pcsk4
Product: proprotein convertase subtilisin/kexin type 4
Exons: 15
Coding region: 242-2179 (645 amino acids)
Biological process (GO): peptide hormone processing
Cellular component (GO): trans-Golgi network; Golgi membrane
Molecular function (GO): serine-type endopeptidase activity
Source: RefSeq, a predicted model, not a curated record
GACGUACCCGUUCCUCUGAGCCAGGUUUGGGUUUGUACAAAUGGAGAGAUUGAGGUUCCAGAGAGUUUAGGUCUGUGGGCCUGAGUUCCCCCCUCGGCUUCUCUUGGGUCUUUCCGCCCCUCGUGGAGUAAAAGACCCGCCAGCCUCCCUAGAGUGGAAGCCCUCCAGGUUGCUAUGGCGCCCGGGCGACUCGGCGGUUUGGCUGGCGGGAGGGGCUCCCUCAGGGCCCGCCCCCGCCUGUAUGCGGCCCGCCCCGACUAAGCUCCGGUGGAUCCUGGUCGUGACUCUGGGCCUGGACCUCGUCUGCCCUCUGGCUGAGGGCUGGACGUAUGCCCGGGUCCCCGUCUAUGUCAGCAGCUGGGCAGUGCGGGUGACCCAGGGUAGCCGGGAGGCCGAGCGCCUGGCACGCAAAUUCGGCUUCGUCAACCUGGGCCAGAUCUUCCCUGAUGGACAGUAUUUCCACCUGCGGCACCGGGGCGUGGCCCAGCUGUCCCUGAACCCUCACUGGGGCCACCGCCUGCGUCUGAAGAAAAACCCAAAGGUGCGGUGGUUUGAGCAGCAGACCGUGCGGCGGCGGGUGAAGCGAUCCCUGGAGGUGCCCACAGAUCCCUGGUUCUCAAAGCAGUGGUACAUGAACAAUGAGCUGCAGCCGGACCUGAACAUCCUGCAGUCCUGGGACCGGGGCCUGACCGGCCAGGGUGUGGUGAUCUCCAUCCUGGACGACGGCAUAGAGAGGGACCACCCAGACCUCGAGGCCAACUACGACCCCCUGGCCAGCUACGACUUCAAUGACUAUGACCCGGACCCCCAGCCUCGCUACACGCCCAGCAAUGAGAACCGGCACGGGACACGCUGUGCUGGGGAGGUGGCAGCCAUGGCCAACAACAAUUUCUGCGGGGCAGGAGUGGCCUUCAAUGCCCGGAUCGGAGGUGUGCGCAUGCUGGACGGCACCAUCACGGAUGUGAUCGAGGCCCAGUCGCUGAGCCUGCAGCCCCAGCACAUCCACAUCUACAGCGCCAGCUGGGGCCCAGAGGACGAUGGCCGCACAGUGGACGGCCCGGGUCCCCUCACCCACGAGGCCUUCCGGCUGGGCGUGAUCCAGGGCCGCGGCGGACUGGGCACCCUCUUCAUCUGGGCCUCUGGCAACGGCGGCCUGCACUAUGACAACUGCAACUGUGACGGCUACACCAACAGCAUCUACACGCUGUCGGUGGGCAGCGCCACCCGCCAGGGCCACGUGCCCUGGUACAGCGAGGCCUGCGCCUCCAUCCUCACCACCACCUUCAGCAGCGGCCUGGCCACCGACCCGCAGAUCGUCACCACAGACCUACACCACCAGUGCACCGACAAGCACACAGGGACCUCAGCCUCGGCCCCCCUGGCUGCGGGCAUGAUUGCCCUGGCUCUGGAAGCCAACCCACUCCUGACCUGGAGGGACACUCAGCACCUCGUGGUCCGAGCCUCCAAGCCGGCGUACUUGCAGGCUGAGGACUGGAAGCCCAACGGCGUGGGGCGCCAAGUGAGCCACCACUACGGCUAUGGGCUGCUGGACUCUGCGCUGCUGGUGGACCUGGCCCGCACCUGGCUGCCCACGGAGCCCCAGAGGAAAUGCGUUGAGGAGAUUGUGCUGGACCCGCUCCCCAUCAUGCCCCGGAUGCGCGUGGAGAAGAACGCAUCGGCCUGCGCCGGCAGCCACCACCACAUCCGCUCCCUGGAGCACGUGCAGGUGCAGCUCACGCUGGCCUACAGCCGCCGCGGGGACCUGGAGAUCUCCCUCACCAGCCCCAUGGGCACCCGCUCCACACUGGUGGCCAUAAGACCUCUGGACAACAGUAGUCAGGGCUACAGUGACUGGACCUUCAUGUCCACCCACUUCUGGGACGAGAACCCGCAGGGCUUGUGGGCCCUGGGCCUCUGGAACCGGGGCUAUUACAACACAGGAAUAGCGUCCAGCUGCCAUGGCCUUUCCCUCUCCCGUGACCCCGGCCCAGGGACGCUGUACCGCUGCACAUUGCUGCUCUACGGGACAGCAGAGGACAUGACAGCGCGGCCUCAAAGCCCCCAGGUGACCGGCAGUGCGCGUGCGCGGCGGGACACACAGGGGCUGUGUCAGGAAUGUGACAGUCCCACUUUUUCCCUGGGCCACCUCUGCCUCUUCGGAUGUGGACCAGGACACUGAGGCCACAGCCAAUGGACGGUGAUCGUGGGCCCAGCUCCCCCCACCACACACACCCCAGCUGCCCGCCGCUCUGGGUGCCCCCAAGCUGCAUGCGGGAUGAACCCCGGGGCUGCUGCUCAGCCUGGGCCCAGGGUGAAGGUGACACUGCUGUUCCCAUCCAUUGCCCACUGGGACCUGCCCUGAAGACCCCAGCAAGCCGACGGGAACUCGGAGUGUGGGCGCCCAGCCCCGAAGGAGAGAGAGUCUCUUUCACUUCGGGGGGUCAGUUGAGGGUUGGAUGGACAGAGGUCAGCUCGUGACCCCGCCCCUCCCCCACCCCAGCGUCUGUCCAGUCCUGGGCACCACAUCCAACCUCCUAGUUUGCAAAUAAAGGUUGAAAAGAA